AUGGACGAGCCUACACAGUCGCAAAUCAAUCACUUGCUUCAGCUGGAGAGCUCGGACGAAUUCGAUCAAGUGCGUCCUCGUAGCGAACAGGGUGGGCUCUUUUGCAUGUAUGUGCCUGAGAGCAGGACUUCUGAAGCCUUGCAGUACGGAUCAGAUGUCGACAUAGUCGCCGUUCACGGUCUAGGGGGUGAUCCCUAUCGGACUUGGCAGCAUGAGAAUGGUUUCAAUUGGCUACAGCGCCUUCACGAGGAGUUGUCUGGUGUCAGAGUUUACACCUUUGGAUAUGAAUCCGGCAUGGCCUUUUCGGGCGGUCUAAAGGGCCUCAACGAUCACGCCAGGUAUCUCCUGUAUCUCAUCAAACGAGCGAGGCCCAGCUAUGCAGAGCAAAAACGAAAGGUUGUGUUCGUGUGCCACGGUAUGGGCGGACUUCUUGUUAAACAAGCACUACUGCUGGCGAAUAAUGAGAGAGGUAUCUUUGGAUCUCUUCAGGAAGCCAUCUGCGGCAUUCUUUUCUUUAGCACUCCACGUGCCGGGGCGAGAACCCAAGACUACGAAGCAGUCUUGUGUCAAAUGGCUGAUGCGAUUGUCUUUCAUACUCCAGCCGAGAAGCUUAUGGAAAAUUUUCGAACAACGUUGCUGGAAUCACUGCGGAACAUUGCUGAGGGUCUUUCCGAAUUGGAAGAUCAAUUUCGUAAAUGUGUCCAGGGCAUCCAUCUUAGUUCCUUCAUCGAAAAAUCCCUCUUACCCGACAUGUCGAAUAUGUUAGUCGACGAAUACAGCGGCCGGUAUGGGAGGCUAAUACCACUGCUUGACCAUGAUCACCGCCAAAUCUGCAAACACCCAUCAUUUGCCAGUCCAGGCAUGGGAAAUAUCUUGAGCGAGCUGAGAGAUAUCGCUCAACAUAAAAGUGCAGCCCUUGCAGGCUCGUGGGUUCCGGCGCUGGUUAUAGAGCCCCAAGAUGAAUCCGCUGCUGUGAAAACGGCCGCAUCACUCCGGAAUGAGGCUUUGUUACGAGCAGCUGCUACUGGAAACAUUAGAGCGCUCGAGCGUUUGAUCGACAAAGGCGCAGAUUUCAACACAAGCAACUCGCAAAGCGAAACAGCAUUACUUCUUGCCUGCCAGUAUGGCUACGCCGACAUAGCGCUACGGCUUCUUGACGCGGGGGCGGACGUAAAUGGAUGUGAUAUACGAGGAAAGUCGCCGUUACAUUUCGCUUCAGGAAGAAGCGACAGCGAGCUGGCGUUGAGGAUUCUCAAUCAAGGUGCCAAUCCGAAUCUUGCGGACAAAAGUAGCUCCACACCACUGCAUUGCGCGGCGGAAUAUGGAAAUGCCGCCAUAGUCAAACACCUCCUCGAUCAUGGCGCAAAUUGCUUCAUCAGAAAUAGCCUGGACGAGUUACCUGCCAGAAUCGCAAGGAAAAGCCAUCAACUCGAGGCCAUGAGGGUGCUACACAGCCAUGCUCAAAACUUGAAUCAGGAAAGUUGCCUUCAAUUGUACCAUUUCGAGCCAUAGUA
This is a messenger RNA of Cladophialophora immunda, 1514 nucleotides long. RefSeq lists its product as uncharacterized. Bases 1 to 1512 code for a protein of 503 amino acids. The record is from RefSeq and is a predicted model, not a curated record. The transcript has 4 exons. Lineage: Eukaryota; Fungi; Ascomycota; Eurotiomycetes; Chaetothyriales; Herpotrichiellaceae. Gene Ontology annotation, molecular function: hydrolase activity, acting on ester bonds; protein binding.